Messenger RNA from Perkinsus marinus ATCC 50983, 1440 nucleotides. Its product is annotated as cAMP-specific 3',5'-cyclic phosphodiesterase, putative. The record is from RefSeq and is a predicted model, not a curated record. The transcript is spliced from 15 exons. Lineage: Eukaryota; Perkinsozoa; Perkinsida; Perkinsidae. Gene Ontology annotation, biological process: signal transduction. Gene Ontology annotation, molecular function: 3',5'-cyclic-nucleotide phosphodiesterase activity. The coding region runs from base 1 to 1440 and encodes 479 amino acids.
AUGGACAGACUUCGCGACUGUUUGUAUAUUCAUGCUAGAGAUAACGUGCAAAACGUUCGCCUACUGGCUGGAAUUUUGCUGCGCACCGGUUCUGCUGCAGUGAUGGCAGCUGAGAUGAAAGGCCUGGCGCUCCUUCGACUCCUCAAGUUACUCAGAAUCAUGGUCGUCAUCCGCAAGGUGUCAGAGGGUCGGAAAAAACUAGAAGUUUUGAAAACCAAGUCUGCUGUUACUGUGGGUUCCUAUGUGGACAAGGUAUUGGAGCUCAUCGAAGAGCUUCAAAAUGCGAGGUAUUUGCCGCCAUAUCUCAAGGAUGAUCUAGACUGGGUUAAAGACGUGAUCGUGAGUAACAAGCUGUACGAAGUCAGUUUUGACACGGAUGCGAUAGAUGCCAAUAGUGAUGGUGCCGACAACAGCGACGAGAUGGCAGCGUGGAUUACAGCGGCAAAUGGGGCUCCUGUUAAAGCGGAUGACGACAUGAAGUCUCGUGGGCGCAGUGCGAAAGAGUCGAGCCAGAAUCGGGAAGCUCGGGAGACUGCUAGACGUCUAAAUGAAGAUAUGUUCAAGACUAGUAACAUGACGUCUGGUGAGCAACAGCAAAUAGAGUCCAUGUUGAGUACAAUCGAAAAUUGGAGUUUCGAUAUCUUCCAGUUCGGCGAGAUUCAAGAGUCUUUCCAUCCCCAAGUACAGUUCCACAACAUGUAUCAUACUGCUGACAUGAUACAGGCGAUACAUGUGAUGUAUCGCAUGGGUAAAGUUGACAAAAAUCUGAGCCACCCUGCGAGGUUCGCUCUCUUGUUCGCCGCUCUUAUCUGUCACAUGCGACACCCGGGCCUGACAAACGACUUUAUGGUUAAAGCUCGCACGCCUGAGGCUAUACGAUACAAUGACAAGGCUGUGCUACAACACUGCCAUCUAGCUCACGCGUUCAGUCUCCUCGAGAGUCAAGAGUUCAAUUUCAUGCUGAAAUCAGAGCCGGGAAUAGUGACUGAGCUGCGGAAAUUCGUCAUUCAUAUGAUCCUCCGAUUGGACAUCAGCCGACACAUGACCGAGAUAACUAAUCUAACCAGCGCAAUGGCUGCUGAGUUUUUUCCUUGCAGAGAAGACGACACUCUGUUGUUACUCUCGGUAUCGCUAAGAGUCGCAGACAUAUCAUGGGCGUGCAGGCCACCGGAGAUUUAUUCUCAAUGGGCGGAGAAAUUUUUCGAGGAGCUCUACCUCCAGGGCGACUUGGAGAAAGUCAUGAGAUACCCUGUAUCCCCCUUCUGUGAUAGAGAUACUGUACAGUCUACUCGGGCGGAGCUUGCCUAUGCCUACGUCAUGGUUACACCUCUUAUCAAUGCCUAUACUGUGCUCUAUGAUGGUCUCGUCAAGGCUUGGGUGGUUGAAGGAUUAGAGCCGAAUAAGAAAGGGCUGCGCGACAAGAUCGGUAUGACUGCAUGA